Parnassius mnemosyne (clouded apollo) is the source of this 1215-nucleotide messenger RNA. The record is from the annotation of a GenBank genome assembly. NCBI's taxonomy places the organism in Eukaryota, Metazoa, Arthropoda, Insecta, Lepidoptera, Papilionidae.
AUGGCGAGUGAGACACGAUUUUUCGAUAAAUCUUUAAAGCGCUUAAAAUUUAUAUUUCUUUGCACAGGUUUAAAUUUAGAACGGAAUAAAAGCGAUAAAUGGCAUACAAUAAAAAAAAGAAGUGUUUAUAUUUUUAAUUUUAUAUGGCUUAACAGUGACAUAAUUGGUGCUGUAUUUUGGAUCACAGAUAAAGUGAAAAACGGAAAGGAUAUGACUGAGAUCACGUAUCUUGCACCAUGCGCAACAUUGAGCUUGGUAGCUACUUUGAAAUCACUUUAUUUAAUAAUUUAUGAAGAUUAUGUUGGGCAAUUGAUUAAACAGUUGAGAGAACUUGAUGAAAAUGCAAGCGACAUGGACACUGUUAUAAAAAUUAAAACUGAAAAAGAGGAGAGGAGAUUCUUAAACUUGGUGAUAAAUCUAUUAAAUAUAUUGAAUAUCGGUAUGGUGGUAAAUUUCACCUUCAGUCCAUUGAUAUUAAUAGCUAUAAAAUACAUCAGAACCCGAGAACUCGAAUUGAUGCUGCCAUUUCUCGACGUUUAUCCAUUUGAUCCGCUCGAUAUUAGGUAUUGGCCGUUGAUAUACAUGAAACAAAUUUGGUCAGAAUGCAUAGUUCUUUUAGAGAUAUGCGGUGCUGAUUACCUCUAUUAUAUAUGCUGUACAUAUAUUAGAAUCCAGUUUCGCUUACUAAGACAUGAACUUGUGCAACUCAUAGCUGAUAGACAGCCAAACCAAAAUGUGUAUCUUAGGAACGGAUUGAUAAAGUUGAUAAAAUGGCAUCAGAGUCUCAUAAAAGCCGUGAACACUUUAGAAAUAAUCUAUUCAAGGUCGACGUUAUUCAAUUUUGUGUUAAGCUCGGUGAUUAUUUGCCUGACUGGCUUCAACGUUACGGCCAUUAACAACGUAGCGUUCGCCGUUACCUUCUUAACGUUCUUGUCCAUGAGCCUCCUCCAGAUAUUUUUUCUUUGCCUCUUUGGUGACAUGAUAAUGAGCUCGAGUCAGGAGGUGAGCGAUGCUGUGUAUAACAGUUUGUGGUAUGCGGCUGAUUGGAGGGUGGGGAAGGAUUUACUGUUGGUACAAAUCAGAGCCCAAAAACCUUGCAAGUUGACGGCGUUUGGUUUUGCUGAUGUAAACUUGAGAGCGUUCACCAGGAUAAUUAGCACUGCCUGGUCAUAUUUUGCGCUCCUAAAGACAAUGUACAAUACGAACCAAGAUUAA